Molecule: messenger RNA, 465 nt
Organism: Cyphellophora attinorum
Lineage: Eukaryota; Fungi; Ascomycota; Eurotiomycetes; Chaetothyriales; Cyphellophoraceae
Exons: 3
Coding region: 1-465 (154 amino acids)
Source: RefSeq, a predicted model, not a curated record
AUGGCCACCCUUCACUACCUCCCACCCGUCAAGCCCUCAGCCAUCGCGCUAGGCAUCGUCUUCACCCAGGUCUCGUCCGCAGCCGUUCUCGCACCUCUCUUCGGUGACACCUACCACCGUGCUAAGGCUGCCGACUCGAAGGAAGAGUUCUUCAAGUCGCGCGAGACUGCCACUGCUGCUGCUUCCUGGGGUUCGUCCAUCGUCGGCUCUGGUCUCCAGACCUACGGUGUCGGUGCUCUGAUCAACGCUACUGGUACUCUCAGCUAUAAGGGCGCUGCUUAUCUUGGUUCAUUGAUCUUCUUCGCAUCUGCUGGCCCUGGUCUCAUCGCCUCAGUCGCCUACGAGAAGCGUCCUCUUGAUGUCGUUGCCGUCGGUGUCCUCAGCCGCGUCUUCGAGACUGUUGGCCUGUCGCUGUUCCUCACCUGGUGGGGCACCCGCACCAACCCAUUCGAGACCGGUCUAUAA